AAGAGGAGGAGGAGGGGCUGCUCCUCGAGGCCGCGACGGGCGGAGGAGCCGCGGGCGGCGGCGGGAUCCGAGGCUCCGGCCCCCGGGGCGCCCUUUCCUCCUCCUCCUCCUCCUCCCACGCGCCCUCCAGGGCCGGCCAGGCGGGAGUGGGGGGGCCCCACCACCACCCUCACUCCGAAGAGCUGGAGGAGGAGGCCGGCCUGGGAGAGAGCGACCCCGGAGACUCCGCCAUCGAAGACCCGGAGUUGGAAGCCAUUAAAGCUCGAGUGCGAGAGAUGGAGGAGGAAGCAGAGAAGCUAAAAGAGCUGCAGAACGAAGUUGAGAAACAAAUGAAUAUGAGCCCCCCGCCUGGCAACGCUGGCCCAGUCAUCAUGUCUUUAGAAGAAAAGAUGGAAGCAGAUGCCAGGUCCAUAUAUGUAGGCAACGUGGAUUAUGGGGCGACAGCAGAGGAGCUGGAGGCUCACUUCCACGGCUGUGGCUCCGUCAACCGGGUGACCAUCCUCUGUGAUAAGUUCACCGGCCAUCCCAAGGGGUUUGCCUACAUUGAAUUCUCGGACAAGGAGUCGGUGAGGACAUCUUUAGCGUUAGAUGAGUCGCUGUUCAGGGGAAGGCAGAUUAAGGUGAUUCCCAAACGGACCAACCGCCCUGGGAUCAGCACCACAGACCGGGGUUUCCCCCGGACCCGGUACAGAGGGAGAGGAUCCGGCUACAGCAGUUCUCGGGCCCGUUUCUACAGCGGCUUUAGCAGCAGGCCACCCCGAGGGCGCGCUUACAGGGGCCGGGCCAGAGCGACCUCAUGGUAUUCCCCUUACUAAAAACAAAAAAGUGGUUGUUUUAGGAAGGAGGAAAAAAAAAGAAAAAAAAUGAAGAUUGUUACCAUGACGGAAAAAAAAAAUACUGUUGGUGGGAGGUGGAAGUUUCUAAUGCUGUGCAGAGAAAGAGGGCUGACUUAUUGGGAGGGGGGAAGAUGUAAACAUGGGGCAGGGGGUCAAAUCCUGUUGUCAAAUUUCCACCUGCUGGUAUUGCUGACUUGAGCCCCGUCCCCCACCCCACCCCGUCCAGCCCCUCUUCCUUUUCUCUUCCAUCUGCAGAGAUUGUUGGGCACAACCGAGCCAUUCUUCCUCUCAUGCCUUUUUUAAUUGUUGCCCUACAUUUGGGGGAGGGGGCAGAUGUGGGGGGAGGGUUUGCCGACACCCCGAAAUCUUUUGUGAUACUAUUUGUGUGUGUGUGUGAGAGAGAGAGUUUCGUAGUUUUUGUUCAUCUUCCCAACCUUUCCUUCUGCAGCCUUUGCCCAUUCGGUAUGCCUGUGUCCCCCCUCCCUCUCUUGUGUGCUUGGUUCUCCCCAAAUCUCAUUUGCUUCCCUUCCCCUUUGCUUCAGGAAUUGGCAGGGAGGGGGACCUGGGGUUCCUGCCUCCCGCGGUGACGAUCCUGCCCGUUUCGAGACGUCCUCCACCCUCUUUCUCACUUUGGGCAGACAAGUCUCUCUUGGCAUCCCUUUCUAGGUGUGUGUAUGUGUAUGUGUGUCUACGUCAGACAGGGGAGCCUGCCUUGGGGUUUUCCCUUACCCCAUUGAUCCUUGUCCCCAGACUCCCCAAUGGAGAAAUGCUAAUUUUAAAACAGGCUGGCGGGUGGGGAAGCUCCUGCAAAAAUAGGCACCCCUCACUCAGAGCCAUACAUAACUGCGACUGUGUCCCUUUUUGCUCUUCCUGUCUUUGCCCCUGCGUCGCUGCCUCUCCCUCCCACCUCCCCCUGGGGGUAUGUUAUAUGCCUUGUUUGAGUGUCUUUAUCUUUACAGGUUUCUCUAUUUUUUAGCCUGAAGAAAUGACACCGAAACCUGAAGCUGUAGAGACCAGGGGCCGGGGAGAGGACACCCUUUUUGGGGGCAGGGGAUGGGGGGAUGGAGGGGGUGGGGAGGAAUUGAGGCCCAUAUUUCCAUGUGGGAGAAUGGUUUUUUUAAAAUAAAAAAAGAGA
Molecule: messenger RNA, 1971 nt
Organism: Zootoca vivipara (common lizard)
Lineage: Eukaryota; Metazoa; Chordata; Lepidosauria; Squamata; Lacertidae
Gene: PABPN1
Product: poly(A) binding protein nuclear 1
Cellular component (GO): nucleus
Molecular function (GO): poly(A) binding
Source: RefSeq, a predicted model, not a curated record